AGAAACAGAAAUCUAUAGAGAGAUAGAGAGAGAGAGAGCCUUCUUCUCCUUGAACAUGAGUCAAGUGUUUGGGAUUUUUGCGUGUUUGUUGAUUGUGGCUAUAGAUGUUGCAGCUGGAAUUCUUGGAAUCAAAGCUGAUAUGGCUCAAAGCAAGGAAAAACAUUUGAGGCUAUGGAUAUUCGAGUGCAAAGAGCCAAGCCAUGAAGCUUAUCUUCUUGGUUUAGCAGCAUCGGGCCUUCUCUGUAUAGCCCAUGUCAUGGCAAACCUGGUUGGAGGUUGCAAAAUUUGCACAAAUGAGGACGUUCAAAAAACAUCCCCCAGUAGGCAGUUAUCAGUGGCUUGCCUCGUCUUGACAUGGAUAAUAAUGACGGUGGGUUUGUCGAUGCUAGUAAUUGGAACACUAUCGAACAGUAAAUCAAGAUCUUCCUGUGGUUUAACGCACCACCAUUUUCUGUCUAUUGGAGGGGUUUUGUGUAUGGUUCACAGCCUAUUUUCUGUUGGAUACUAUGUUACAGUCACUGCAGCACUUAGUGACUAGGCAAUGUGUAUUGUCACUUUUUUUUUUUUUUUUUAUUUAAACUUCAGUUAAUUAGCAUCUGAUCGUUUGUUGAUUGGAAUAUAUUUCUGUAGUAACUUUUAGCUAUGGAUAUUGUGGCAUCAUCGUAGAAAUUAAAUUAUGUGUUGCAAAAAAUAUAAUCUUUAUUAAUUAGUUGCGCA
Messenger RNA from Olea europaea var. sylvestris, 717 nucleotides. RefSeq lists its product as uncharacterized. Bases 56 to 538 code for a protein of 160 amino acids. The record is from RefSeq and is a predicted model, not a curated record. Lineage: Eukaryota; Viridiplantae; Streptophyta; Magnoliopsida; Lamiales; Oleaceae. The transcript has 3 exons.